CCACAAUCGCUAACUCGUGACUAUUGGACAAGGCUGGAUUCAAGCGGAAGACUCGCCAGGAAACGCCAGUCAGCCCCGUACGAGAGGAGAAGCAACCGCAGGCGAGGCCACACACCGCUACUAGCCCUGCUCUUGAGCCAGAUGCCCAUCAGUUCUUGAAGAGGCAAACAACGGCAACAACUACAAGCAGCUUUAUACCUGUAUCCGAGAGAAAUCGGAGGUUCACCAACGAGAGCCUGUCUUCAUUGGCAAAGGUUACGCGAGGCAAUACCAACGACAGCCUCUCAUCACAAUUUCCAUGUUUCCGCAGACAGAAUCCAAGAAAGCUUACUGGCAGUAGCGACGAGAUGUCCGGUACGGCUGAAAUGACUCGUGCGCAAGAGAAGAAAUCCCUUCGCAAUAAACUGAAAGCGGCAAUGGUUCCGAAGAACCAGUCGGACUUGCAAUUUAUCCCAAUGGGCGUUUUAGACAAGCUCCUUGACAGAGCAACGGUUGGAAGGGCAUUAGAGCAGUGCAAAGACAAACUCGACAUAGACAUAGCGUUGCUCGAAUCGUUCAUUUGCAACAAAGCCAGAAAGAUCUUCGCAAUACUCACGUGGGCGGAUUCACCACAAUAUAUCCAACAAUUUUUCCUCCACAACUUCGUGGACGAACAGUUGCCGGUCCGCGUCGAGUGUAAUGAUGAAGACCUCUAUGACGCGAUUUCAUUUCGACUGGGGAAAAUCGAGAUUGACCAGCAUCCAUUCAACUAUCAUCAGUGGACCACAAGGAACGUCGAUCUUUUCUGCGAUAACGAGCAAUGGCCAUUUCUUAGUCCUGUCUUGGAUGGAAGCCAGUUUCGUUACGACUUUCACGAACGAACUCGGAUGCCGUUCGUGGACGAGCGGCACAAAAGUUUGAAAGAAAGCUUCUUUAGCGUGGUUGAGCAAUGGCGCAUACAUCGGGAUCAUGUUCGCGCACCUAAGUUGGUUCGACUCCCGAAAGACCCAAACGAUCAUCCGACAGUCGCUGUGAAAAAGCUCAAACAGAUGACCUUAACGGAUGCAGAGGUCGAGAUAGUGGCCGGAACAGAAGUUCAGGCUCUUGAAACCAUGCGCAUCCUAAACCACAGGCAUCUAGUCAAAGCUAUUGCCUAUUACACCAGAGGUAAAAGUCACUGCAUUGUUUUCCCCUGGGCUCACUGGGGAAAUCUCCGCGAUAUAUGGAAUACAAACCCUCCUAAGUUAGACGAAAAUCUCUUGCGAUGGGUAUUUACCCAGCUUUGUGGUCUUGCAGACGCUAUAAAGACUCUGCAUAAUUCUCAGCAGGAUUCUCACGGAAGGGAGUCUUUACGUCAUGGCGACUUGAAACCAGAGAACAUCCUCUGCUUCGAGGAUUUGGAUAAGGAGCCAAGCGACGACAUUUCCUCUUCCAUACUUGUCAUUGCAGACGUAGGAUUGAGUCGAUCCCACGACCAACUGACCGAAGAUCGGAAGGGGGCGACCCGCACGAAGAGUGGAACGAUCAAGUACGAACCGCCCGAGACAGAGCUGCAACCCAAUGAACCAAGAUCGCGCCGAUACGAUGUGUGGUCGCUAGGCUGUAUCUAUCUGGAAUUCAUGAUAUGGCUACUGUAUGGUCGUGAAGAGCUCGAGCACUUUAGGAAUGACCUCAACACUUUGGGCGAGAAUACACGCUUUUAUAUCGUUGAGGAAGACACCUCCACUCGAAAUAGGGCUGCGCGUCUCAAUAGUGUCGUACAAAAGUGGGUCGAUUGGAUCAAGAAAGACAAAAGGUGCUCAGAGCGGACAGCUAUUCGACGCCUGUUGGACCUCAUAGUAGAAAGGCUGCUUGUCGCCGAUGUUGGUCCUGUUCUCUUACCCCGUCGCCCUACUACAUUCAUCGAGAAUGACGAGACACCAUCUACACCUUCCGUUAUCGUCAGACAAGCUACUUUCUAUCACAAUCCAUCCAACGAUUCAAGCGUACGGCCUCGUGCAACAGCAGAGGAGUUGGAGAAUGGAUUGAGAUCGAUUUUAGAAGAUGCAGAUUCGACAAUGGCAGACCGCAUAGAAUGGCUUGACUGGAGUGCCCGUGCACAGCCAGGACCACGACAAUACGGCGACCACCUAAAUGCUUCGGACAGUGUACGGGGUCUAGAGCCGCUGAACGAUGACUGGAAAUACGGCCCAGACACCGAAAUGGCAAACCAUGUUCUCUCGGAUUUCAAGACGGCAACUGCUACCGGAGACGAACCGGAAGUAUCAACAUUGUGUGAGCGCUGCAAUCAAUUACCAAUAUGGCUCCCGAGGCACACAUUUUCUGAUACUCUAGCCGACCUAAGAGCGAGGUCUCCUAGAUGUAACCUAUGCCGACUUCUUCAGAAACAUGUUCAAGGUCAUACUGAGGGAGAUCGUCAAGUUUUGCAGUUCUUCAGAGUGGGCUCUUCCCUGACUUUUCAUGAUCGGCAAAGCUCACCUAUCGUUUCUCUUUACACAUUUCCGGAAGGGACAACUUUAGGGGUUGAAGAGCCGUCGAACGAGCUUCAAUUCGGCAUCCCAAGGCUUCACGAACCCGGCACUUCUCGACAUUUGAAAGUGCUUUCUGGGUGGAUUGAAAGUUGCGACAAGGGUCAUCUCUGCGUUCCGAAGCACGAGAGUUUCCUGCCAACUCGAGUCCUUGAAAUUGGAAAUGAUUCCAAAACCGUCCGACUGUAUUGUGGCGCACGAGGCCAAACACGUCCGGGGAAGUACUUCGCACUUUCUCACCGAUGGGGACUCUCCCCCAAUCUCGAAGAGUAUUAUCGUACUUGCAGAAACAAUGUCGAUCAACAUCAACGAGGAAUGAAUGUCGCGGACUUCCCAAAAACGUUCCGAGAUGCCAUCGAGAUCACUCGCGCACUCGGUGUUCCGUAUCUGUGGAUCGAUUCGCUUUGUAUCAUACAAGACGAUCAAGAAGACUGGGAAACAGAAUCCAGACUCAUGGAGCAGGUAUACAGCAAUGCCUAUGCCACCAUCGCAGCCAGCUGUGCCACAGGCACAUAUGAUGGUUUUCUCAAGCCUAGGCCAUCUAGAGAUUGUUUAAAGAUCAAAAGAGGUAUCACCUCGGCGAUUUACGUCUGCGAUGCCAUCGAUGACUUCACUCGUGACGUUGAGAACGGACAAUUGAACAGAAGAGGAUGGGUGUUGCAAGAGCGAGCCCUGUCUCGGCGUACUAUUUAUUUCGCCGACAGGCAAACGUAUUGGGAAUGCAGCCAAGGUGUGCGUUGCGAGACUUUGACCAAGAUGAACAAUAAGAAAGCAUCCUUUCUGGGAGAUGCAAGCUUUCCAGACUCAUUCAAGUCCUAUGUCAAAGGUACCAAAAUCGAACUCUUCCAGAGUCUUUACGAAAAAUAUUCGACACUAGACCUAUCGUAUCCUGCGGAUAGGCCAGUCGCCAUCAAGAGCCUGGAGCGAAGGAUGAUACGUACUCUGAACACAGAAGGUGGGCAUGGGGUCUUCGACAUCUAUUUACACCGAUGUCUCCUCUGGCAACGUGCCGGGAGCUCGCUUCAUCGCAUUGAUGCUCUUCGCAAUGGGGAUACGCCUUCCUGGUCGUGGAUGGGAUAUGAAGGUAGCAUGCGAUAUAUGACUGUUCCGUUUGGAGAAGUUUUAUGGGCAGAGGAUAUCCAUUCGCCAUGGCGCAGCGCCCAAGACAUCCAAAACGAUACGAUCAACGAAUACCUGCCUACACGAAUCCGUAUCAUAGCCCAAGCAUGUGAGCUUACGGAUUCCUGUAAGCCUGCAGACUUCAUCAUGGACGAACCAAGUCGAUCAUUCACACGACCAUUUAAAUUUGUCAUUGUUGGGAUAGAAAAAUUGAAAAGACCUGGGAGCUCGCAUCGCUUGAUUCAUGGGCUGGUGGUAGCGCAAAUUGCUGGAAAGAGGGACGAUGAGUAUGAAAGGGUUGGGGUUGCAACCUUGGAGGAAUCGUCAGUACGCCGGAGUACACCCUCUGUGGCAAUUCAACUGGUUUAGUGGGAGUGCAAUUUAUCGUCGCGAGACCACAAAUUAACACUCAAAUCCUCGCAUACAGAUACAUGGAAGAUAGCUUGCGAUGCUCUUUGUGUAUCGUAAUAUCUGGAAGCAUGACAUCGGUUAC
Molecule: messenger RNA, 4119 nt
Organism: Paraphaeosphaeria sporulosa
Lineage: Eukaryota; Fungi; Ascomycota; Dothideomycetes; Pleosporales; Didymosphaeriaceae
Product: HET-domain-containing protein
Exons: 5
Coding region: 348-3995 (1215 amino acids)
Biological process (GO): protein phosphorylation
Molecular function (GO): ATP binding; protein kinase activity
Source: RefSeq, a predicted model, not a curated record